Messenger RNA from Mucor velutinosus, 531 nucleotides. RefSeq lists its product as uncharacterized. Gene Ontology annotation, biological process: protein peptidyl-prolyl isomerization; protein folding. The transcript is spliced from 6 exons. NCBI's taxonomy places the organism in Eukaryota, Fungi, Mucoromycota, Mucoromycetes, Mucorales, Mucoraceae. The record is from RefSeq and is a predicted model, not a curated record. Bases 1 to 531 code for a protein of 176 amino acids. Gene Ontology annotation, molecular function: peptidyl-prolyl cis-trans isomerase activity.
AUGGCUGCUAAAAAUCUCCCCAAGGUCUUCUUUGAUGUCGCCGUCAACGGUACUCCCAAGGGUCGUAUGACCUUCAAGCUUUUCGCUGAUACUGUCCCCAAGACUGCCGAGAACUUCCGUGCUCUCUGUACUGGUGAAAAGGGUAUUGGCAAGUCUGGUAAGGCUUUGACCUACAAGAACAGUGCCUUCCAUCGUAUCAUUCCCGGUUUCAUGGCUCAAGGCGGUGAUUUCACUUUGGGUGAUGGUCGUGGUGGUGAAUCCAUCUAUGGCCACAAAUUCAACGAUGAGAACUUUACCUUGAAGCAUCAAGGCAAGGGUAUCUUGUCUAUGGCUAACGCUGGUCCUAACACCAACGGCUCUCAAUUCUUCAUUACCUUUGACAGCACUCCCUGGUUGGAUGGUAACCACACCGUCUUUGGUCAAAUUACUGACGGCAAGGACGUUUUGGAUCUUUUGGAGCAAUAUGGUACUCAAAGCGGUAGACCCACUGCCAAGAUUGAAAUUGUUGACUCUGGAGAACUCAAGGAAUAA